Messenger RNA from Tachysurus vachellii, 1648 nucleotides. Its product is annotated as C-type lectin domain family 4 member A-like. NCBI's taxonomy places the organism in Eukaryota, Metazoa, Chordata, Actinopteri, Siluriformes, Bagridae. The record is from RefSeq and is a predicted model, not a curated record. Gene Ontology annotation, cellular component: external side of plasma membrane. Bases 187 to 885 code for a protein of 232 amino acids. Gene Ontology annotation, biological process: biological process involved in interspecies interaction between organisms. Gene Ontology annotation, molecular function: fucose binding; D-mannose binding. The transcript has 5 exons.
GAACUGAACUGCAGGCGGGCUUCUGAAAGUGCUGACUGGUUUUUGUGGUUCUCUAUUUAACUUACAUUCUUGAGAACAGAGCACAGGCAUACAGCAACACCAUAUACCCACAAUCACCAAGAGCUGCAGUGAACCCGUACAGAACCUCUACAGACUGAAUGCUGAUCAGUAUAAUUAGAAACAGGGAUGAUUAGAUAUGUUUAUGCAAAAUGUGGAAUUUCAGCAGACAACACAUCAGCUGUCGCAAAGUAUGAAGACAUCUACGCAAAUGACCCUCCAAGGACUCAAGUGACCAGAAGCAAUGAGGGAAAUAAGAAAUCAGGAGUUUACAGACUGGCUGCAGUGUGUUUGCUGCUGCUGUGUGUUUUCCUGCUGAUUGCCGUCACAGUGCUGUGGGUCAAAUACAACACCCUGACAAAAGAGAGACCGCAGUUACAAUUAGAGAGAGAUCAGUACCAACGAGAGCUCUCUGAACUUCACAGUGUCCUUUUAAACCUGGGAUGGAGAUUUUUCAACAGGAGAUUUUACUACAUUUCUACUGUAAAGAAGAGCUGGUGGGAAACCAGACAGGACUGUAUAAAGAGAGGAGCAGAUCUGGUGAUCAUAAACAGUACAGAGGAACAGGACUUCAUCAGUAAAAAUUUUGCCGGUACUGAAGCUUGGAUUGGUCUGCUUGACACAGACACAGAGGGGACAUUUAAAUGGGUGGACAGUUCACCACUGACCACUGAGUUCUGGUGGACCGGAGAACCAAACGAUUAUGAACAAAGCGAGGACUGUGUUAUAACAGGCUACAAAAGAGCGAAGUCUAACAUUUUAACCUGGGCUGAUUAUCCCUGUAACCAUCCUGUAGUUGGGAUUUGUGAGAUGAAAAUAUUUAACUGAAUCCAUGAAACUAAAAAAACUAUAUGAAGCUUGUGUCUGUGCUUCCUUUUCAUUUAUUCUCAUAGUAGCAGCUAUCAGGUAGCUUGAAUGAUUUGCUGUAACAGUCUUACAACUCCUGUACAUUUAAAAAAUAUAUUAAACUUUAUUCUGUACUUAAAUACAACACGGUUUUGUAUUUACAAAGAGCUGAAACAACAGUCUAUGAAGUGCUUUUAUGUUACAAACUUGACUAAAUGAAAUAAAUUAUAUACUACCCACAUCUACAUGACUGUAACUGAGUCUUAGUACAGUUCAGAGAGCUGGGAAUGUGUGAACAUUGCAGCACUGAUUACUGGGUUAAAAUUCACUGUUAAAAGAAAACGAUAUAAUUGUUAAUCUAAUUCAUCAACAUGAUGUCUCCAGUUUCAGUGUAUUGUAACAGAUUCUCUGGAACAUGGCAAGUCCUAGUUACAAAAGGAUGGAGACUUCAGUGUGGAUCUCAGCACCACAGAAACACUCAUUCACGUAGUCAUUCACACACUUAUACACUGGAAUUCAGAGAAGCCUACAUGUGCCCCCUAGUGGCUGAAUUUCUCCAUCUCUUAGUUAGUGCUUUGUUUGAUUUUUGCCACUUCUAUAAUCAGCUGUACUACUUGAUCAGUAAGCUGUGACGAUGUAACUUGUGCUUGAAGUUUGUUUAUUUGUUAAUUUGUUGGUUUACAUUCAUGUUUAUUACUUUUUUGUAUGAUAAAUUCCUGAAUAAAAUAAGUCUAUGAGUAAAGAA